Molecule: messenger RNA, 1157 nt
Organism: Pararge aegeria (speckled wood butterfly)
Lineage: Eukaryota; Metazoa; Arthropoda; Insecta; Lepidoptera; Nymphalidae
Gene: Ogg1
Product: N-glycosylase/DNA lyase
Exons: 6
Coding region: 100-1092 (330 amino acids)
Biological process (GO): base-excision repair; nucleotide-excision repair; base-excision repair, AP site formation
Cellular component (GO): nucleus
Molecular function (GO): 8-oxo-7,8-dihydroguanine DNA N-glycosylase activity; damaged DNA binding
Source: RefSeq, a predicted model, not a curated record
CAAAUAAUUACAAGAAAGGAUUUCCCGCCGCGCGCCGCCAGUAUUUAAAUAAAUAAACAGCUAAAAUCCUAAAAUCUAGAAGACGCAAAUAAAUUAAUAAUGAGUUGGAAUAAAUUAUUGUGUAACCUUCGUGAACUUCAAUUAAGUGGCACGCUUAAUGGGGGUCAAAGUUUCAGAUGGGAAUAUAAUAAAGAAAUGGACGAAUGGACGGGUGUCUUUUCAAAAACAGUAUGGAAACUACGACAAAGAGAGGAAUUUCUACAAUAUAAAGUCAUCGGAUCGUUAUUACAAAGUAUUGUACAAAAAAAAAAUGAUGUAGAAUUUGAUAACAAUGGUGUGUUUGAAGGUCUAUUGAAAAAGUAUUUCCGUUUAGAUUUCAACCUUAGUGACUAUUAUACAAAGUGGUCUGAAAAGGAUGAUCUGUUUAAAGCAGCAUGUAAACAGUUCUAUGGUAUAAGAAUGCUGGCUCAAGAGCCUGUGGAAAAUCUGUUUUCAUUUAUUUGCAGUCAAAAUAAUCACAUUUCAAGGAUAUCAAGUAUGGUUGAAAAGUUAUGUAAGCAUUAUGGUGAAGAAAUAUGUGAACAGGAUGGUGUAACAUAUUAUUCAUUUCCAGAUGUUGAGAAACUAUCAACCCCAAAGGUUGAGUCAGAAUUGAGGCAGCUAGGUUUUGGUUACAGAGCUAAGUUCAUUCAAAAAUCAGCAGCACAAAUUUUGGAAUGGGAAGGAGAAAAGUGGUUUGCAGGUCUCCAAGAUAUGAAAUACAAAGAGGCUAGACUAGAACUCAUGAAGCUAUGUGGAAUAGGGCCAAAGGUAGCAGAUUGCAUAUGUCUCAUGUCAUUAAACCACCUUGAAGCAUUGCCUGUGGAUACCCAUGUGUAUCAGAUAGCUGCACAGAACUACCUCCCACACCUGCGUGGCAAGAAGAAUGUCACUGAGAAGAUGUAUAGUGAAAUCGGAGACCAUUUCAGAAGCUUGUAUGGAGAUUACGCUGGAUGGGCUCAUACUGUCUUAUUCUGUGCGGACUUAAAGAAAUUCCAACAAACUACUGAUUCUGAAGAUAUUAAACCUAAGAAGAGAAGAAAAAAAACGUGAUUGCUGAAUGUAUAGCUGUGAUACCUUAAGUAUAGUAAUGAAAUAAAAUAAUCCAAUACAAUUUA